Messenger RNA from Planococcus citri (citrus mealybug), 2395 nucleotides. RefSeq lists its product as uncharacterized. The coding region runs from base 465 to 2192 and encodes 575 amino acids. Lineage: Eukaryota; Metazoa; Arthropoda; Insecta; Hemiptera; Pseudococcidae. The record is from RefSeq and is a predicted model, not a curated record. The transcript is spliced from 8 exons.
GAUUUGCGCCAUUGGUCAUCCCUUUGGAAGGUUUUUCCACAGGAAAAAUUUCAAAAAAAUCGCUGCCCCCCCCUCUCUUGCUACUUCUUGGUCGAAUAGACGUGGAAUGGCCCGGAAGGAAAUGUAAGUUGACAACACAGAGCCAAGCUUAGUGAAUUGUUUCGAGGAAAAUUAAAAUUGUCUCAGUGAGUUCAUCUGUUUUCUAUUCUUUAUCAUUCUCUGCCUCUAUUUGUCCUUCCAAACAGCGCGAAGUGACGUAUAGGGAGGUAUUGUUUUGGGUUGAAAAUGAACUUUGGAAUUUACCCUCGAUAAAAGCAGUGCAUCGGCAUCGCCAUGGUGUUUCUCAUUUUUACAAUUUUACAGUAGGUAUAGGUACUUACUUUCUGUUCGGAAAGGUUUUGAUGCGUAGACUACGAUUUAUUUAGCCUAUUUUUUACGUGUUUUAUUUAUAAAUUAAAGUGAAAAUGAUUGGUAUUGAUAAUGAUAUAAUAACACGUGUUUUGAUUUGUUUAUUUUUAUUUUACUUCGAUCCAAACUGCAGAGUCUUAUGCGAUGAAGCGAUAGAGCCGAAAAGUACCACCAAUUUUUGCGACGUACCCACCCUAUUACCAAAUGCAAAUAUCACAUACAAAUGUAUCAACCAAAUCAAGAACGAAUCAAAAAAUUGUGUUUCCAAUGGAAUAGCUAUCGAAUCGACGAUGGUUAAAAUCACGUGCGACCCUGGUUAUUCUACAAAUGGUGAAGACGCAUUGGUAACAAUUUGCUAUGAAAAGGAAUGGGUUCCUCCUAUAAAAGGAUGCAUUAGUAAGCAAAAGUGUAAAAAGCUGAAUCCUGUAAACGUUCACUUGGAAUGCUUUCGUAAAAAUAUUUCCAUCCCUUGCGAUGAAAAAUUUCUAGUUUCUGGAGUGACGGUGCGUCCAACAUGCAAUUACCUCACGUUAGGAUUUCACUCAUACUACCCUGGUCAUCAAGAAAUACACUGCCAAGAAGAUGGAAACUGGGAUAAUGAUUUGCUUUCCUGUGUUCAAGAUUGCGGUCUAUUACCAAGCUCAAACGAUUCAAAAACCUGGGGCAUGCCAUGGGAUGUCGUUAUUCUACGAGAUAUGAAAAAAAUAUGCUUUGGCACUAUAAUUAGUCCUAGAGUAAUUCUAACCUCUGAAUUCUGCAUGCUCUUCAAUAUUCACAAUUUCGACCUUGAAUCUAUGAUGCAAAAUCCCUUGGAUCCCGCAGUUUUCAAAGUUGGCAUUAUGAAUGAUGUAAAUUAUCACAAUAAUACAGUAUGGAUGAGAAGUCUAAAGCAUAAUACAUCCAAACUGAACUUUUCUGAAAAAGACAAAAAUUUUACACCGCUAAAGAUUAAAGAAUUUCGUUAUUUCAAGAAUGGAAAGCAAGACAAAUCCCUUCUUUAUGAUGUAUUAAUAGUAAUCAUGGAAGAAGAAGUCAAUUUUAACUCGCGUGUUCACCCAGCAUGUGUUGAUUGGGAAAAUCGCAAUAGACUAAAUAUUACUACUGGAAUCGCAAAGGUACAACAAUAUGAUCCGAACCCAGAAGAAUUCAGUGCCAAAGAUCACACUUUCUUGAGUCAUGACGCGUGCCAAAAAAAUCCAACAUACCCCUACACCGUGUUCAACUGGGCAAAUAUCAUGUAUGGUUUCGAUGAGGAAGACAAAGACCCGAAUAAUUUCAAAAUUUUCAACUUCGAUCCAAAGAAAAGAAACCAGACUGCUCUCCACAAAGGAAAAUUGUUUUGCCUAGAGGUGAAGCAAGAUGAAUCGACUCUUUUUGUGAUUGUAAGCGGAAGCGGAGUCAUGAUUGAAAAAGAUCACCGCUAUUUUAUUCGAGGAAUUGCAGGAAGACGAUUCAUCAGAGCCCAGAAAAACAACGAUACUUCCUUCAAAUAUUUUUUAAAUUACAUUCAUCUAAUUGCAAACUUUUCGUACGAAAAUUUUUCAAAAAAUAUUAUUCGUGCAGUUAUUAAUGGGUCAGUUGAUGUUCGUUUUAUUGAUUCAGCAGUGCACUUCUUUAAUUAUAACUUUGCAAGUCUUGUACAAAGUCACCUCAAAUCAGGCGGAGCCGAGUUGCUGAAUGGCAAAGAAAAAUUAAUUGAUGUUACAGAUAUAGCUGACUAUGUAGAUUGGCUGAAACAUGUUGUAGCUGAAGUUGACCCGUAUUAUAAGCCUAUCAUACACUGAAGGAAUGGUUUUUAAGACUUGUUUAGAUUUUUUACUAAGCACCACUUUCUUAAUUUUUUUUUCAUGUCAGUUGAGUCAGGUAUGUACCUACUCAUGUUGUAGAAAUGUCUGCGGUGAAUGUGAAAAAGUGUCGUAGUAGUAUAUAGGUAUUCCGAAAAUAUCUGUAAAUAUUCACUUUAUAACCCAUUAAAAUUCUGAAUUUC